CUGGGGUGUUAAUGAUUCUAAAUACAGAUAUCUUUAUCAGUUUUUAAUCAACGAUAAUAAAUCGGGACGAUGAUGCGUAAUCUGAAUUUAAACCGAUGAUCAAAUAUGCUUAAAGGUUUUGGUUUCUUGUUUUAGAAGUAAAAUUUAAUAUUCAGUUUUUCAGUGGAACUGUGAUAUGAGACGGGUGUUAAGGUGUGUUUAUCCUCUGUGUGUGUUUCUGGUAGCUUUCCUAACCACCUAUAUAUACCUACACCUUUCAACAAAUGGAUUACAAAGACCUAAGCCAAGGUACAUGGUUCCUACCAAGGAUCCAGUCGAGCUGGAUUUGGCUAUGGACGCUGAAGUCGAUAUCGAGGAAAUAGAUAUCCCCUCAUAUGAUAUGGAUAUAACCUUGAUGAAAGCUGUCGAUAAACUCGUUAGACGAGAAUCGACGGAUCUCAAACCAGUCAACUUGAAGAAAUUCCGUUACAUGUUGACACCUGGUCAUAAGUGCGAUUUCCACGAAAGAACGACUAACUUUUCCCGCGUUUUAGUGUUGGUGAAGUCUGCUCCGGAUCACCAGCGUCUGAGGCGUUGGCUGCGGCUGCUGAUAAAUGAUACCAUCGGAAUCCUCUCAAACAACGUAAAAAUGUUCUUUCUGUUGGGAUAUUCUCGAGAGUUGAACAAUGAUAUUCGUUCCGAGAGCGAGAAAUACGAUGACAUCAUUCAGAAGAAUUUCAUAGACUCUUACAGAAAUCUCACGUACAAAACCCAGAUGGCUUACGAGUGGGCUUCAAUGUAUUGCUCUUCUGCAGAUUUCGUGCUCUUUCAAGAUGACGAUUUUUUUGCCAACAUAAAGAAUGUGGUUGAAUUUCUCUCCGAACAGCUUACACCAGAAGAACUAUUCACGGGACACGUUGUGGAAGCUGGGUCCACCGUUAUAAGGGAUAGGGCCAGCAAAUGGUUCGUGUCCAACAUUGCUUUUUCCAAUAACAUGUUCCCGGCCUAUUUUCCUGGAGGGAGUUAUAUUGCUAGUUCGCAGAUAGUAGAGAGACUGUCCUUCGCCUUUCUCUUUGUGCCGGUUAUUCCAGUGGAUGACGUCUACGUAGGACUAGUGUCGUCAAAGUUAGGCAUCACGAUGAAACAUUCGCAUCGGUUUUAUUUUUCGGACUGUCAAAACUGGAGUCAUUGUUUGGCAUGCAAGGCGUUUUUGUGAGCGACAAAAGUCAUAAUGCUAUAAGACGACGUUUUCAAAUAUAAGUUUUACAAACAUUGAUUGAUACAUGAUUCAGAGAUUUCCUGUCAAAAAAUCAAUUUUGAUAUAUGAAAUAUGUGUCGUUGUUAGGGAAUAAAAGUAAAAAAAAACCGGGUUCUUUGAUAGAGGAUUACAACUUUUGCUUCUUAAUCUUGGGGGGGGGGGGGGGGGUAGGAUAACUCUUGUCAUGAACUUCUUCUGCCGUCCUCGACGAACAUGUUCUUUACAUUAAAAAAAACUCACGCCAAGCGUAAUAUAAUACAGUUUCCAGCCAAGUUUUUCAACUGUAAAACUGUCUAGAUGUGUCUUGGUAGUUUAUCAUCCUUUGGUAUGGUAUGAGGUCAUCUAUACAUUUAAAGUUGUAUCCUAUUCUGACAUCAUAUCAUCUUUUUGUCAUCGAUUCCAGCUUGCAGUCGGUCGUCUUCCAGAUAGGAUAACAUUAGAAAUAAUUUGUGAGAGAUCUCCUUACGGCAAUGUAGACUUUUCUUGAAUAUGACUGAUAUUUUCAUCUUUAUAUUUUAGAAAUAAAUCUAUUUAUGCAUAAUU
Magallana angulata is the source of this 1780-nucleotide messenger RNA. RefSeq names its product beta-1,3-galactosyltransferase brn-like. NCBI's taxonomy places the organism in Eukaryota, Metazoa, Mollusca, Bivalvia, Ostreida, Ostreidae. The transcript has a single exon. Gene Ontology annotation, cellular component: membrane. Bases 176 to 1195 code for a protein of 339 amino acids. Gene Ontology annotation, molecular function: hexosyltransferase activity. The record is from RefSeq and is a predicted model, not a curated record.